Echinococcus granulosus is the source of this 1158-nucleotide messenger RNA. Its product is annotated as Mediator of RNA polymerase II transcription subunit. Gene Ontology annotation, biological process: regulation of transcription by RNA polymerase II. Bases 1 to 1158 code for a protein of 385 amino acids. Gene Ontology annotation, cellular component: mediator complex. Lineage: Eukaryota; Metazoa; Platyhelminthes; Cestoda; Cyclophyllidea; Taeniidae. Gene Ontology annotation, molecular function: transcription coregulator activity. The record is from RefSeq and is a predicted model, not a curated record. The transcript has 3 exons.
AUGGCUGAUCGUCUGACAGAGUUGCAGGACGCUAUUAAUUUGCAAGCUGAGAAUCUCGGUAACGCUGUUGGAGUAAUUCAGCAGCUUGCACAGCCAAGUCUCUUCCGUGAACUUAAUCAUAACGGUCGUAGAGAAAAGGAGUGGGCCUCCAAUCCAGAGUUUCAGGCGCUUUUGCAAAAUCAAAGUCAAGAAGAUAACGCUCACAAAUUUGCUGUUACAAUAGCGACUACAGCGAAACAGAUUGAACUGUUAAUUAAUUCUCUCCCUGCUGAAGAGGCCUCUUUGGAACUUCAAGACGAGGUUACCAGACAUCUUCUAUCAGAAUAUCGUAAAGAGAGCGCCAAACUUGUGCAUCUAAUCACCAAGAGCUUCCAGACACGCCUCUCCAAGGUUCGGCAACUUUUGAGCAAAAUCGCCGAGGUUCAACUCCUUACAAGAACACUAGAAAACGAAGUAAGUUGUACACCUUGUCUUGAUAUGAUUAAUACGAUAUCUGGUAGGUGUACAACGACUUUUACAAUGCAACGACCGGAGAUGUCGAUUCUAAUGACUACUGAGGCCGACGUUUUAUCUGUCUGGAUGCAUUAUCUCUCCCUCUGUCUAGCAGCAAUAAUCAUCUGCCGUUUUGUUGGCAUCCUCCUCCCUAUUCUCGUCCCCAAGUUAGCUGCACAUCUCUUACCCUCCUGUCGUGCUCAUUAUCGAGCUUCCCAACUCAGAUGUCAAGAAGUGCGUGACCUUCGGAAAAAAAUGAGUCAACUCAACAUGGUGGACAAUUUUGCGGUCUACUCUAAACUCGAGCGCAAAGUUAGGGCUCUGGAUAGGCAACAAGCCGAGUCGGACCGGUCACAGCUGGGCACGACGCUAGUUUGCGGCCUUUUCGCGCAGUGUUUGCGCUACCUCCUCCAUGCUGUCCUCUUGGCUUGGUUGGUCUAUGGAGCACCUCGGGAGAGACUAUCCGAUGAACGCUUGGCCCUGCUGUAUGAAACUCGUGCCUUGGUUGGCAGCCUGGUGCACUGGACUCAUUACAUCCCCAACUGGGCUAUUUCCAUGCUCUGGAUACCACUGUGCGAGGCUACGGCGUCUCUCCUACUCUCAAAAUUUCAGAGGUGCAUAGAAGGAGAGGAGGCAGAUGUAGAGGUGGUGCCAGCAGGGGAGUGA